Molecule: messenger RNA, 4211 nt
Organism: Branchiostoma belcheri (Belcher's lancelet)
Lineage: Eukaryota; Metazoa; Chordata; Leptocardii; Amphioxiformes; Branchiostomatidae
Source: RefSeq, a predicted model, not a curated record
UAUCUGUUAUCGUCUGACUAUUCGUCCCUUCUGAGAAUCGAACUUCGCCUAAUCAAUCAUGGCAGUGAUCUGAUAUGUAACCAAUGUAGAGGGCUGGUUUAAAGAAAGAGUACUGUUGAAGCAAUUGAGCUAAGCAACGUCUUUAAGAAAGCAUCAUGACGAAGGGGGAUGCGCCGGCGUCCAAACCGUGGCGGGUGAAGGGGACCUCCCGUAAGGACAGAUCCCGGAAGAGAGACGCCGAGAGGGUGGAGGAGGAGAAUGUGAGGACAGAGGGGCACGCCACAAGGAUGGUGCAGGUCGCCUGUAAGCGUCUGUACGCACAGAUCAACGCCAACUUCCGCCGUGGUAAGAAACAGUACACACGGGACGACAAGUUCGUACAGGCGAAGCUGUAUGAUAUCAUCUGUGACGAGGCCAGGAAGUUAUGGUCUCAGUCGGCUGUCAGCAUGGUGCGACUCAACUACAAACAUGACAUCUUGGCUAACGGUCCCCGCGGCCCGGCUGAGAAGGGCCCUCCGCGCAUCGCGCUCAUGAUGACGUGGCCGUGGUGUAAGCUGGCCCUGGAGGUCAGACGGGUUCCCGAGAAGUACCACUACUCUUACCAGAGCGUCCGCAACUGUUUUGCGCGCAUGUCCUACCUGGUGUGGAUGGGCGGCUGCCAUGUCGGACUGGUGGCUCUGUUUGGCACGAAAGAGGAUAUGCAGAAAGCAGACCUGGACCUGUACUGCACGCCGCUGGGAGGAGAGAGUGUAGUGGACAUCGCUCUGGCCAAGGACGCCAUGGCACUGUUCGGGUACGGGGACACCAAAGGCAUGAACAAGGCAGAGAUCCCCUGGGCUUACCAGAAGGACCUGAAGGUCAACUGCAUCAUGAACAAGUUCGAACCGACAGAAGGCUUCUGUGUGAGGGUGUACCGCGUCCAUCCGUCCAGAUCUGGAAGGUUCAAGGAGAAGUUCUCAGAUGAGGACAGACUGAACAAGCUGUACGCGGAGUACGCAGAGUAUGAGGACAGGCAACAGGUCCUGGAGAAGGACGACAGCGCCUUCCCGUCAGGAGAUUCGGACGACUCCUCCAAAUACUUCUCACCGGACGACAUCAGGAAGGACGUGGAUAAGGUGGACAUCUAUCUACAGUGCGGUGCGUGGGACUACAUGAGGGCCCAUGAAGAGUAUAAAGAGAUCCUGAAGAGGGUGAAUCAGCCUGCGGCGGGGGAAGGCGACCUCAUCUCGGGCGGCAAACGGAAAAUGCCAGGUCAGGACAUCGAGUUUGACUACCUGGCAGAACGGCUGAAGGAUAGGAUCCAGUACACGCACCAGGAAGUGAAACCUCCACCGCCACCACCAGAAACUGACGACUUAUACGUCGCUGGUCCCAGUCCGGAAGCCGAAGCACCCAGCAUAGAACCGACCGCAUCUCCCGAUGAAAUCCUGGCGGCUUACGUUGCCAGCGCAGGGAAGCCUCACCAACAAGGGUCGCUGUUUGCUGCUGAAUCUGUUCCCGAACUAGCGGAGGAAGCCACCCAGGAAGUCAUAGCUGAGAUCGCGGUACGAGACCCGGAAAUGCGCAGGCAGUCUUCGGUCAAGGCGCGGCAGCGGUGGCGGGGUCUCCGCCCCAGCCUGUUCACCGAGCCGGAGGGUCCUGUCGGGGAUGACGAGGAUCUUUACACCGGGGGAGCUGCGACGGCGGCGAUCCACGAGUGGUUAACGCAGAGAUCGUUCAAAUCGGAUUCUGGUAGCUACAAAGGCACUGUGGCAUCGCGAGGGACCAGGAGGUCUCGGGGCUCCUACAAGUACAUACCGCCAAAAGAGGAUGUAACUAUGGGGGAUGAGCCUUUACAAUAUGUCUCACCAGAAGAGGAGGUGACUCAGGCAGCAGAGAGCCCGUUCCGAAAACAGUCACGGGUCUCCUUUAAAUCAAAGAGGGAGGCCAAAGGGACGGUACGAAGCCGUGGAUCUGUGAAAUAUCUACCACCUAAGGACGCAGUGUCCGUGGGAAAUGAACCUGAGAAGUUUAUGAUUUUUGAAGAUGAAGAUGGCAAUGAGAUAGAAGAAGACGACAAACCAGAGAUACCUAUUAAACGGAUGAGUACCAAGAAGAGACAAGCUGUGUCUGCUGCCAUGGCUGCCAUGCCACCCAGGCCGGGACUACAGAGGACAAAAUCCCUCGCGUUUUCAGACACUUCGGACGAACCCACAACUGAUGACGUCGUGAUAAACAACACCCUUCGUUCGAUGAAGCUGUCAGGAGUUACAGAAGAGCUGGCAGACCCGUCGUCUCCUGAGUUCAUGGAACUAGCCAGCGCCACCAAGAGCAUGCUUGAACAGUCUCUUGCGAAGGAACUGGGCGAUUCCUUCUAUGCUGUACAAAUCACUGGAUUUAAGAAGGGCAGUGUGGUGGCUGAGUUUGUGGUCAUUAUGGCAGACGAUGCAGACAAGCCCGUACAGAAAGACGUGACGAAGAUCAUCAAGAAAGCCGCUAAGAACGGAGUGGCCGGGAGAACCAUUCUGCCUGAAUCCGUGGACAUUGAAGAACCCCAGUCUCUCAGCCGGCGACAGUCCCAAAAACAAGCCCCUGGUGCCGAGGAAGAGUACGGCGAAGAACAUGUGGAGCCGAUCAAGCUAAACACGAGUUCCAAGAAGCAGAAACCACCCAAAAUCAAACUUCUGGAAAGAAGGAAGUCGCCAAGUCUGUCUCGCAAGAAGAGCAAGGACAAAAAGGGACCCAAACUGGAAGGACGAGUCAAAUAUCAGCCCAUCGAAACUGCCCCGAUAUCCACGGUAGAACAGCCUGAAGACCACUACCUGGAAUUCAGAAGGAUAGAGCCUACGGACCAGCAAAUGGAACUCAGAAGGAACAAACCUACGGACGAGCAAACUGGGACUGAGGUUGGUCUGAAGACAACCUUGCAGGAAAAGUUUGGAUCCGGAAAAGGAUUCGACCCAACUUCCUUCAACCUACCGAUAAUUUCUGCCGAUCGGCCUAGAAGCAAAGUCGAUAUGGUGGAAUUAAAGAACGUUCUGGCAAAGAAACAGCAACUCAAAGAGGAGAGAAGUGAGCCGCAAUCUGUGGAAUUCAAAGAACCCAAAGAGCAGAUCAGAGAGGAUGCCCCUGCCGUCAACCUUCCGAUAGAACCUGCAGAACGGUCUGAAGACGAGAAGGAAUUCGAAACGACAGAGUUGAUGCAGAUCCUGGCAAAGAAACAGCAGAGAAGUGAGGACAAGCAGCGAGGGAGACCCCUGGGACCCCCAAAGCAUCUGGCAGGCGUCGUGUCCCAUGCAAUGAUGGAGUUUGGCAGUUCUAAGAAGAAGGAUUCACUAACGAAAAGCUCGUUGAAGGGAAGUCUGAAGAAGUCACCGCCGGAAGAGACUGAGAGAAAAUCGUCCAUGAAAUCGUCAAAGAAAUCGUCAAUGAAGAAAGCACCAGAGGAUCAGUUAGAAGCUCAAACGGCAACCCUGGACCUGGGUGAGUCUGCAUCAUUGGCGUCUGCACCGCGAUAUGAGCUGGCACCGUACGACUACACCAUGGACACUAUACAGCAUGACCGAGACCAGGGCCUAUUCGCUGUCAGAGGAAACUUCAACUCCCCUCUGAACGACGGAGUGGCCGAAGUGUUUGUGGACGGGGACUGGGAAGACCCCACCCAGCCGCGCAUGGAAGCAGCUCCCCCUGCCGACAUGCAGAUGAACAACAUGCCACCACGCAGGGUCUACGCAGCGUCGGAUGUGUCCAGUAUGGUGGCGACCUGGCAAUUUGAUCCUGAGUGGGGCAGUAUAGAUCUCCCACCAUCAGAGAUUGAUGAACAAAUCGUGCCCACCAAACCGACGGAGAUAGAAAGUUCCAUGGUCGUUCCCAGAGCGGAGACCCCUGAUGUCAGUGAAGAUGAGAUAAGUGACAGAGACAGUGUGAGCUCAGAUAACACGGAGGACUCCCGGUUCAGCGUGGUGAGAGUAGAGCUGGAGCCGGAGGACAAGGAGAGGAUGAGAGUGAAACUGCCGGGAGAGAUUGUGGCUCCUGUAGUACCGAAGACCAAGAAGAAGGCAGGAGACCCGGGUGCGAACGCUGAUGAUAAAGGAUGCGUGGUCAUGUGACCAGGAACAAUCCAGACAGAUGAAGUCACAGACAAAAGAAGCAUCGUCAUUAUCAUCAUGAAGAGAUUAACAUGAUAAUACAAUGUCUUAUCAGUAUGUAGCUUUGAUAACAAACAAACAAAC